Botrytis deweyae is the source of this 3630-nucleotide messenger RNA. RefSeq lists its product as uncharacterized. Gene Ontology annotation, biological process: termination of RNA polymerase II transcription. The transcript has a single exon. Gene Ontology annotation, molecular function: transcription termination site sequence-specific DNA binding; helicase activity. Lineage: Eukaryota; Fungi; Ascomycota; Leotiomycetes; Helotiales; Sclerotiniaceae. The record is from RefSeq and is a predicted model, not a curated record. Gene Ontology annotation, cellular component: nuclear body. Bases 1 to 3630 code for a protein of 1209 amino acids.
AUGGCAUCUAAUGCUAACACUCCUGCCGCAGGUCAAACUGCUGGUAAUGGAGCACCUGCCGCACCUGCCGGACCACCUGCUCCUGCUUCAGCUCCAGCAGUAGAAGUCGACAUUGGCAUAAAUCAACAACCAGUGAUCGAAGAAACCAGAAAGCGCAAACAGGAAGGUUUCGAAGACACUCGUCCAAAGCGAUUAGGAAUGCCCAAAGAUGAGGCUAGUCCAGAAGAGCGUGCUUUGGCUGCGUUCAGGAUCAUCAAAAGUGAUCUUGGGAAUUGGUACGUUAGAAAUCGAGGACGUGAUUACCCAGGUCCAAAGACUCUUGCUGGUAAGAUUAAUGGAAGCAGAUCUGCCAUCCUAAUUCUCAAGGAAAUUGGGAGAGGUGCUACCGAAAUGCUUAAUGUUAGAGUCAAGUUUGAUAUGUUCAGUCAAGCACCAAGAUUGAGAAUAUUCGCUGGUGAAUAUCACUUCUCUUUACAUAGUCACAAUUUUGUUGCUAUAACUGCAACCAAUCAAAUCUGGAAGCAAAAGGUCCAUCUAGUUACUGGAGCGAGUGAUGAGGCUAAGAAUGCCAGCAGGGCAGAAAUUGCGAAGAUUCUAGCGACAGACUUCCAAAGUUCAUGUCAAAGAGAUGUUGAUCGAUUGAUCGAAUUCGCCCAACACAAUAGAGAACCGCUACUCGAUUUUUUUGGAUUUAAUUUAGGUGGACCAUUCUAUUGGGAUGCGAAACCAGAAUCAGCCGUCGAUCUCGCAGUAAUGGAAGUGUUCAUGAGUAAACUCAGCCAUGGUAGAUUCCACGCAACAUUGGUGCGCUCUCUUAAACCCGUCGCUAGAGCGGCUUUUGAAUACCAUGACGCGCAUUGGAAAUCUCAAAUGGAAGCCAGCAUCAGACAUGGUACUUAUCCUUUCUAUAGGAAGGUCAUUGGAGAUACAGCUGGAGAAGUAUUCGAGGACUGGGAGAAGGACCCCAACAUCACGCUUAUGCAUCAAAGAUGGAUGAGACAUCCACAUUUCGCAGAAGAAUUGAAGAUUUAUGCAUCUCAUGCAGCACGAAGAUCUUUCGGUUCACCAAGAGAUAUGCAAAUCGGCUUGAGUCUUGGUGUCAUUUUUGAAGGCAUGUGGGAGAAAUACAACAUCAGCCGUUACUUCAGUCCUGAGUUUACACACCAAAGUACAGUCAAGAGCAGAAAAGGACCUUUCAUACAAUUACACGUAACUGUUGAAAAGGAUGAGAACUUUGCCAUGCCUGAUGUCGCUCCAGGUACUCACAUGAAGUUUACCGUUGUACCUCUGCCUAUUGAUCCAGAAGCACCAAAGGAACCAGUAGCCGAUCUUGGAUUUAUCAUGGUUAAGGGUAUGAAGCAAAAGAGAAAGGCAAUGCCACCUGGUGGUUGGAUGCCUGCAACUGAGGUAGUUAACGCUCGUGUCCUAUCAGUCGACACUCAGAUGGACUUCGUUCUUGGAUUUCAAAUCGUCAAAGCAGACCACCAAAAAGCAUUCAGCAAUAAUGCUAAUUUAGAGAUUUGUAUCGAGAUGGAUAGAAAUACGAUCCCCGCCAAUCGCAUGUUGAUGGCUAUUGCGAAAAUUUGCGGUCCACCCAGGGCAGUAAACGAAUUCAGGCAACGAGCGUUUCUCAUGGGUCAUGGUGUCGAGAAUGUAGGUUCCUCUAUUUAUACUGAAUUCAAGGAUCAAAUGACCAAGCAACAGAGAGGUGCUUUCGACUAUUUGUGCAAAUCAAUGGACAUGAACAAGCAACAAUUGCGUGCAUGGGAGUUGAUGUUUUACAGCAACUGUCACACCAGCCUUCUUCAAGGUCCACCAGGAACUGGAAAGACAAAGACUGUUGCUGGUCAAGGUUUAGGACUUGCAUUAUGUGGAGUGAAGACUCUCAUUACUGCUCCUUCGAACACAGCCGCAAGAGAAGUAAUGAUCAAGCUUCUGGAUAUGUUGGCCACUGUCCGUGAAAAGUUCCCUCAAGUUGAUGAAUGGUUUGACAUUGUUUAUCUUCCAACUCGCGGUACCACCAUAUCCGAUUUGAAGGAAGCUGACAUUGACUGGGAUUCUCUAGCCUAUGGUAUCGUUGUAGAAGGAGAGAAUCAAACUGGUCAAGCCGGCCUUGAUAAGAACGCUCUCUGGAAACACGUGGUUAAGUCCUUUGAAGAGGAUGCCGAGAACAGAGAUGACGCGGAGAAACAACAGGUUGCCAAGCAAUGGUUGAUUACCCUCAAGCAUUUCAAGAACUGUGUGCCCAUCACUUCAAAGGAGAAGAAGAAGUUCUUCUUGAGAGCCGAGAGUAAGACACAGGAGAUCUUUACUUCCUUGACUUCCACGGUGAAGAUUGUGAUUUGCACUUGCAAUACUGCACAUCUCCUUCAAGGAUAUGGUUACAAGCCACAAGCCUGCCUCACGGAUGAAGCUACAUUCGGUGCUGAACCAGAAGUCUUGAUUCCAGCCGCACUGUGCGCUUCCAAGAAUCAAUACUCUGGUGAUCACAAGCAAUUGCACCCAGUCGUUAAAUCUGCCGGUCACAAUGAGUUCUCAAACCAGUUGGGUCUGUCGUUGUUUGAGAGAUUCUUCAAUCAUCACAGCGUUAAAUUGGUGAGAUUCAACAUGAAUUAUCGCAUGCCCAAGGAGAUUGCAGAUUUUCCAGGUACAGCAAUCUAUGAAUACUUGACUACUCAUUCUUGUACGUUGGAGGAAAGCGAUACGUAUAGAUAUAUCCGACAGUGGUGGGAUUCCGACAGUGCAGAAUCAUACAGAGAAGCUCGCCGCGCACCAGAAUAUGGCGGACUUAAGAACCUUCAAAUUCGUCGCCUAUUCAUCAACGUGAAGGGAGGUAAAUCGGCACACAAGCAAGGGAAAGCAUCGAAGAAGAACUUUGCCAACAUCAACGCCAUCAGCGAUUUCUUGAUGAACCUGUUCAGUCAUGAGCCUACCAAUCAGAUUCCGAAGAUUGAUCUUGAUAAAAUCACAGUCUUGUCACCCUAUAAGGAGGAGGUUACUGUGUUAUCGACACAGAUCCAAACAUCACUCGGAAUCAAGUAUCGUGGUCUCAAGAGGUUCCCUCGGUUUCGAACCAUCGAUGAUGUUCAGGGCGGUCAAAAUGAGCUGGUUUUACUUAGUAUCACACCUGCUGAUCAGCAUAAUGGUUCUCUUAUUGGCUUCUUGAGCGACUGGCACCACAUGAACCUCGGCUUGACCCGCGCUCAAAGUAACCUGGUAAUUUUCGGAAAUUUGGAUAUUUGGCGCUCACAACUCCCAGCACUUACUAGUACUUGCAAGAACUUUGGCUUCAUGAUUAUCGACCUUCUAGACCGUGGUGACAUCAUCGACGUUGAUGGACUCAAUGCCCUGCCAAAGAACAAGGCAGAGAGGCUCGCUGGUCCUGAUGCUUAUACGGUUAAAAUAAAGGAGACUCCCGCCGCUGCCUCUAGAUUGAGCUAUCGGUUGCAACAGUUGGUGGAUGGAUAUAACAAAGAGGAAUACGAGAAGCUUCUCCUCGAUGAAUGGCAAGCCAAAAGAGAUAAGGCCAUCGAGUACCAGAAAAAGGACAUUGAUGAAGUUGCUCUUGAUACGUUCGCUUUAGGAAUUAGUGAUAGCUAUGAAGGCGAAGAUGAUUCUAUAGAUAGUUAA